Molecule: messenger RNA, 2122 nt
Organism: Diatraea saccharalis (sugarcane borer)
Lineage: Eukaryota; Metazoa; Arthropoda; Insecta; Lepidoptera; Crambidae
Source: the annotation of a GenBank genome assembly
AUGACACGUAGAAGGAUUAAAAACCCGCGUAAAAUUGAAGAUGUCGAUGUUGUCUCCCAAGAAAUGUUUCAUAACUACAUUGCGCAUCUAAAAACGAAGUUUUUCGAAGACCCAGACCGUUACACCAAACCUAUUACGAUUAACAUUGCAAAUGCAAUGAUGGAGAGUAUAAGAAGAGCUAAACAAAAACUCAAGCGUUACAUGCCGUUAUACGAAUUUGAAACAACUUUGCUAGAUUUAUAUGAUGUUACAAAUAAAAAAGAUCAACAGCUAAUUUUAAAACCAAAAAAUCAGGGAGAACUGGAAAGGAAAGUGGUUUCGUGUGAAGAAGCAUUUUCUAUUAUAGAAAAAAUUCAUAGAGAUACUACUCAUCACGGUAGUUGGAAUACCGUUAAGAAAUAUUUAAAUGAUAAACUCGAUCGAUAUAUUUACGAAGAAUCAUAUUGUAUAAGUUUAAUUAUAAACUUGUGUUGUGUUUGCACACCAAUUUUUAAUACGAAAUGCUACUUUUACGUCGCAGAAUCAAGAUUAGAACCAAACAAUUCUUUUAAAAAAAUACUUAUAUUAAUUGAUGAAGCGACCUGUUUUGUACGUUUGAGACCACUAACUUCAGGUACAGAAAAUGAGGUCGCCAUUGAAUUGUUGAAAACAUUCAUGGACUUUGGGAUACCUAAGAAUAUGAUCUCUCCAGAUUGUGUAUUACUUGAGAAAGUGCUUCAAGUUGUAAACUCGUUGCUGCCAGAUUAUCCAAUGCCAAAAGUAUCUAUCGGUACUGAUCGACAUGUUGACUGGAAAACGCAUAUUACAAAUAAACUGCAGGAAUGUAAGGCGGAAAGAAAUACUAAUAAUUGGGCUAUUUUAUGUCAUAUGGUUCAAUGGAAUUUAAAUACUGUUUCGUCCCACAGCAGGAAUUCGCCCUACAGCAUUGUUUUUGAUCAAGACGCUCCAAAAAUUCACAUGAGUAAGCCCCAAUCACAGACAAAAACAUCCGUUCAUAUAAAUAAAGCAGAUUUCACAGAAAUUACUGAAAAACCAAAUGAAACAAAAUUAAAAUCGACAAAAAAAACGGAGCUUACCGACAAAUCAAGUAAAACAAAAAGUAAACAAAGAAAAAUUACUCAGAAAAAGUGUGAAAGGAAAAGAAAUAUAAAUCUAAAUCUUGCACAUCAAUUCAAUCUUCCAAUCGGUAGUAUUUCUGAUGAUUUUAUUGAUUUAACUGAUGAUAAAAUAAAUAUUAGUGUAGAGAGUAUAACAUUUGAAGAUGUUGGAAAUAAUGAAGGUAAUGAUGUUUAUCCAUUAGUAAUAAACGAUGAAGGUAGUAAUGAAGAAGAAUCAGGAUUUACCCAUUGUAACAAUUGUAAGAAGCCGGUACCAUUAGUAAUUAAUAAGGAAUUACCUGUUACUUCACGUGAAUCAACUUUUUGCGCUGAAUGUAUGCAAAAGAACGCAACGAAAGAAUUAUUAACAAGCAAGGCAAAUUAAUUAAAAGAUCAAAUUAAAACAUUUUAUGUUUAUAAAAUAUCAAAUAAAAAUUAUGUUUAAUUUUGUGAAAUUUCAUUUCUAUCAUUUUGGGGUAUUCUAUAUCUAUUGGAGUUUGAUAUGAAAGAACAUGAGAUCUUGGGUUGAUAAGAAAGAAUAUAGUUAAAUGGUUUUUUUUAUAUCAUUAUUGAGCAAAUAAAAUCACGUUUGUUUUGCGGAAGCCCCCUUAAAUAUUUAUUUUAUUCUGGUUUUUAGUAUUUGUUGUUGAAGCGAUGACAAAUGACAGACAGCGAAGUCUUAGUAGUAGGGUUCCCAUUUUACCCUUUACGUACGGAACCCCUUAAAGAGUAGAAAUAGCAUUCCGGAUGUUUGCAUGAAAACUACUAACGAAAAUCACACGAUGAAAGAUACUGAUAGCAUGCGAAGGCUGUUGACCAUUUUUUUAUUAAUAUACCUAUUGUUUGUUUGAAACUAUUAAAAUAAAAAUAAAAAAUUUAUUUUAAUAUUAAAAAUUUUGAUUUUUCAUAUUUUUGAUAAAACUAUUUUACUCAACUCAUUUAUACCGAGUAGUCCGGUAGCGCAAUGGACAAGCGCCGCGGGCCACCAAAAAAAUAUUAUCUCGAGCUACUUUGACAUAUAAAUC